This is a messenger RNA of Salvelinus fontinalis (brook trout), 4474 nucleotides long. RefSeq names its product poly(ADP-ribose) glycohydrolase-like. The record is from RefSeq and is a predicted model, not a curated record. Gene Ontology annotation, cellular component: nucleus; cytoplasm. Lineage: Eukaryota; Metazoa; Chordata; Actinopteri; Salmoniformes; Salmonidae. Gene Ontology annotation, biological process: regulation of DNA repair; carbohydrate metabolic process; nucleotide-sugar metabolic process. Gene Ontology annotation, molecular function: poly(ADP-ribose) glycohydrolase activity. Bases 92 to 2986 code for a protein of 964 amino acids. The transcript is spliced from 19 exons.
AUUUUGAAACGUUCAAAAAUUAUGUGACCCGGAAGUGAUUUUGUUUUGUUGCUGAGACGAUGACGUGUCUGUUUUGUGGUUUGCAAGCCGUAUGAUAUUAUUCACUAGCCUGCUGAGGAGAGGACUCUGUGUGAAACCAUUCUGCAACCAUCGUUACCAAAACGCUUCGGCGGUAUUACUGAAUGAGGUUAUAUUCAUGACUGCACUGUCAGACUUGGAGCCUGCUAAAAAGAGACUGCGGGUUGAAGUUAGCCUCCAAACACCUGUCGGCUCAAGGAGCCCUCAUUCAUUGGCUUUCAAAGCAAGUUCCAAAGAGGCAAGUCUACACGCAAUGGAGGGGCAGCAGCAUGGUGCCAAAGCAACAUCUCUCAGUCAGGAAAACAAUCCCAAGUCCCAACAGAAUAACCUUGAUAAGUGGCUGUUGAACCCUCCCCAAAGCACCACAAGCCCAGCUUCUGACAUGUCUGAAGCUGCUGAACAACAACUGGAAGAUGUAGAGAUGGUGAGUCCAGACAGCUCUGAGUCUGGCUGCAGUCACAAGUUGCAGUUGAUGGAGACAGAGACAGAGGCCCAGACCCACAGUUCAGACUCUGAGGAACCUGUUGUCUCUAGUGUUAUAGGCCUGGAGAGUAUUAUAGACAUGGAGGAUGAAGAGACAGCACCCUUAACACCAACUGACAGCCUAAAGGAUCACAAGCCCGUCUCGCAAAUCACCACAGAUCACAAUCCCGUCUCGCAAGUCUCCACAGAUCACAAGCCUGUCUUGCAAGUCUCCACAGAUCACAGGUCGGUCUCAGAAGUCUCCACAGAUCACAAACCGGUCUCGCAAGUCUCCACAGAUCACAUGCCUGUCUUGCAAGUCUCCACAGAUCACAUGCCUGUCUUGCAAGUCUCCACAGAUCACAAACCGGUCUCGGAAGUCUCCACAGAUCACAAACCGGUCUCGCAAGUCUCCACAGAUCACAGGUCGGUCUCAGAAGUCUCCACAGAUCACAAGCCGGUCACAGAUCACAGGCCUGUCUCAGAAGUCACAGAUCACAUGCCUGUCUUGCAAGUCUCCACAGAUCACAAGCCGGUCCCGGAAGUCUCCACAGAUCACAAGCCGGUCCCGGAAGUCUCCACAGAUCACAAGCCGGUCCCGGAAGUCUCCACAGAUCACAAGCCGGUCUCGGAAUUCUCCACAGAUCACAAGCCGUUCUCGGAAGUCUCCACAGAUCCUAAAGGGAACAGUGAUGAGCAAAUGGAGGAGACCGUGAGCCAGAGCAACAAGGAGCUGGACAAGCAGCAGGACACAGAAAGAUCUUCCUCUUCCAAGGAUAAAGGAAAAAUAACAGACUUCUUCGCCCCAUCCACAAGUGCCCAAGCUCCUUCGGAGAAACAACACAGAUAUGGAGACGUCCCGCGUGAGAAACAACGUGGGGACAGAGAUGACGUCCCUCCGCCGUCGCCGCCGUACGAUUACAAGUGGCUGGGAAGCCCCAUCUGUGAUCUGAGGAGAAUGCCACAGUGUGGUCGACCACUCCCACCACUAAGGAAUAGUCCUGACCAUCACACUGUUAUGAUCAGGACAGACCUCCUUCAAACAGGCAAAAUUCCUGUUCCCUAUCCCAACAAGUUCAAAGACACCUGGGAUGAGGUCCAUGUGAAAAUGCCCUGUUCAAAGAGCAACCUAUUCCCAGUAGGAAAUCAGGAGGUGCAGGAACGGUGGGAACUCAUCCAGAAAGCUUUAAACAGAAAAUUUGGAAGUUCCCAUGAUGUAAAGAAUGCCAUAUUGAAGUACAAUGUUGCUCAUGCCAAGAGAUGGGACUUCACAGCUCUUCAUUUGUUUUGCAACAAGGAGCUGGAUCCUGACGUCGUUCAUCUGUUUGGAUCUCUGCUGCCUGAAAUGGUCCAAUUAGCACUGCGGGUGUCUGAGCUGUGUAGCAAGCCCAUCCCUCUGCUGAAGGAAGGGAUGAACCACUCCAUCACCCUGUCUCAGGUGCAGGUGGCUUCUCUAUUGGCCAACGCCUUCUUCUGUACCUUCCCCCGACGCAACUCCAGGAAGUCAGAAUACUUCAAUUACCCUGACAUCAACUUCUACAGGCUGUUUGAGGGCUCUUCCCCAAAGAAGAGGGAGAAACUUAAAACACUUUUGUGCUAUUUUAGAAGUGUAAUCGAGCAAAAACCUACUGGACUUGUAACAUUCACGAGAAAAUAUUUGGAUCGUCCUCCAAAUUGGAAAAACUCCCAGAAUCAGCUUACCAAGCUUCACAUAACAUGUGCAGGAACCAUAGAAGACGACGGACACGGUAUGCUGCAGGUGGACUUUGCCAACCGGUUUGUGGGCGGAGGGGUCACGGGAUCAGGUCUGGUUCAGGAAGAGAUCCGCUUCCUGAUUAACCCUGAACUCAUCGUCUCUCGCCUCUUCACUGAAGCCCUGCUGCAAAAUGAGUGUCUCAUCAUCACAGGUACUGAGCAGUACAGUACAUACACUGGCUACGCAGACAGCUACCGAUGGGACGGCAAACAUCAGGACAAGACCCCAAGAGACACCUGGCAGAGGAGGUGCACAGAGAUUGUAGCGAUGGACGCUCUGAUGUUCAAGAACUUCUUCGAACAGUUUCACCCUGAGAAAAUGAACAGAGAACUGAAUAAGGCAUACUGUGGCUUUUCCCGCCCGGGGGAGAGGAGUCAGGAUCUCUCUGCGGUUGCUACAGGGAACUGGGGCUGUGGUGUGUUCGGUGGAGAUGCUAGAUUUAAAGCUCUGCUCCAGAUUCUGGCAGCCUCUGAGGCGGGCCGAGACGUGGCCUAUUUCACCUUUGGUGACAGCGCCCUGAUGAAAGACGUCUACGACAUGCACUACUUCCUCACACAGAGACACGUCAGCGUCGGGGCUCUGUACAGUUUGCUGGGUCAGUACUACAGCUCAGUGUGUCAGAGCUGCUUCACACGUCGUCCUGAAAUCAGCCUCUACUCCUUCAUCUACCAGGAGGUCGGCUCCCUCUAGAAGACCGUAGAUGCCACAUCACCCCUCCCCCCGGGACACCAAACAAGCACUGUGCCCCGCGAGAGAUUCCAGAGGAAGUUUGUCUUGUCAUUCUGCUACUGGUAGCUGAUACACACAUGGAUAGAGUUUCGAUCUGUUGAGAUUUGUGAUUUUGGAAUGGUAAAGCCCAAAGGCUGUCAUCCAUCUUGUAAGUGUGUCAUGUUUCCUUGGUUUUACCCCCCCCCCCCCUCCCCCACAUAAAUCCAGACUAAAUGAAUCAGUUGUCAGAAAUUCAGUUGAUGGAAAGAAUGAAUAGAGCCGUUCUUAGAGUUUUUUUUUUUUUUAAGGUAUUAAUUUGAUCCUAGGGAAUGAUCUUCAGUCUUUGGCUGGUCACUCUGUUCUGCACUGGGGAGAAGCUGACUCUGUGGGGAUGAUCACUUAAAGUGUGUGUCGGGAUCAUUUAUUUCUGAUUAUCUUGGCCUUAGCCGUGGGCCUCCAUUAAGUGGAUAUAUUACCAUGGCCUUAGCCGUGGGCCUCCAUUAAGUGGAUAUAUUACCAUGGCCUUAGCUAUGGGCCUCCAUUAAGUGGAUAUAUUACCAUGGCCCUAGCCGUGGGCCUCCAUUAAGUGGAUAUAUUACCAUGGCCCUAGCCGUGGGCCUCCAUUAAGUGGAUAUAUUACCAUGGCCUUAGCUAUGGGCCUCCAUUAAGUGGAUAUAUUACCAUGGGCCUCCAUUAAGUGGAUAUAUUACCAUGGCCCUAGCCGUGGGCCUCCAUUAAGUGGAUAUAUUACCAUGGCCUUAGCCGUGGGCCUCCAUUAAGUGGAUAUAUUACCACGGGCCUAGCCGUGGGCCUCCAUUAAGUGGAUAUAUUACCACGGGCCUAGCCGUGGGCCUCCAUUAAGUGGAUAUAUUACCAUGGGCCUCCAUUAAGUGGAUAUAUUACCAUGGCCCUAGCCGUGGGCCUCCAUUAAGUGGAUAUAUUACCAUGGCCUUAGUUAAGUGGAUAUAUUACCAUGGGCCUAGCCGUGGGCCUCCAUUAAGUGGAUAUAUUACCAUGGGCCUCCAUUAAGUGGAUAUAUUACCAUGGGCCUAGCCGUGGGCCUCCAUUAAGUGGAUAUAUUACCAUGGGCCUAGCCGUGGGCCUCCAUUAAGUGGAUAUAUUACCAUGGGCCUCCAUUAAGUGGAUAUAUUACCAUGGCCCUAGCCGUGGGCCUCCAUUAAGUGGAUAUAUUACCAUGGGCCUCCAUUAAGUGGAUACAUUACCAUGGCCUUAGCCGUGGGCUUAAGUGGAUAUAUUAUUUGUUAUUUUUGUGCCACAUACAGGAAAUAAUGUGAACAAGUGUACUUAAUGACACCCUGUCCAAUAAUAUAAUUAGAUUUUCAACUCUAAGUAGUAGUCUGACUGUAGGAAAAGUGAUUUAUUAAGAUAAUGCUGUAUGCCUCAACAUCUUAAAACAUUGAAAAGUGAGAAAUUGUUUUGGAAUUGUUUUGUGUGAUUAUGGAUUUUGGG